AAAAAACGUGAAAUUAUUUAAUUAUUUUAUAUAAAUAUAUCUAGUUUUAUAACAAAAUAAUUAGAGUUAAUACUUGUAUUAUUAUUUUUUUAGUUAUAUUAAUAUUUUUUUAUGUUUUUAUGAAAAUAAUUACGUUAGUAUAACAUGAAGUUAUAAUUUGUAAACACGUCAUUUUCAAUCCCACCACACCUUGAUAAUAAUAGAAAAAACAACUAAAGAAAAAAUGUUAAUAAACCACGAAUCAAAAAUUUGAAGUUUCAAAUUAUUAUUAAACAAAAAAACUCUCUACUUCACUGUGAUAAUAUUUUGUAGUACAAAAAAAUGUCAAGUUCAGACGCGCAACUAGAUAAUGCAAUAGAAGCCGCUAAAAAAGCAGUCCAAUUCGAUCAACAAAAUGAACAAAAUAUAGCAGCUUAUUAUUACGAAGCUGCAGCUAGAUUAUUAACACAAGUAGCUAACAGUACAGAAGAUGUAGACAAAGUGAGAUCCCUUAAUCAAAAAGCCGAUCAGUAUAAAUCAAGAGCUGAUGAAUUGAUGAACAAAGUUCCACAAGAACAUAAAACCGUAGAUGAAAAUGGAAGCAAAUCGAGGUUGAGACAAUGUUAUUUCUUAUUGAACCAAGCUAUUGAAGAAGAUGAAGCAGGGGAUAAAGAGGAUGCUAUUGAUUUGUAUGCCAAGACAGUUGAGUAUAUUUCGCAAUUUCCUGAUUUAAUGCAAGGGGAGUUGAAGAAUCUUGCUUUAAUGGCUUUAGAUAGAGCCGAAGAACUAAAAGGUAUAAAAAAAGAAACAUCACCGCCUAGUAGUGAAACUUCACCAACUAAUAGCAAACUAGUUCAACAAAGACCAUCUAUUAACCCUAAUCCACAAUCUAAUAAGGCGAAUUUUUUAACUGCAACUGAUGGCGGAUAUACCGACGAAGAAAAAUUGGUACUUUUACAUACAUCAAGGAUUAAUGGAAGGGACUAUGUGCCAUUUAUGAGUGUAGAUUUAUCAGAAAGGUUUCAAUACUCCAUACCAUUUUCUGACAAAGACGGUCAUCUAAAAUUAUCACCGAAACAGAAAAGGGAUUUUUAUAAAUUCGUAAGACCGGAAGAAAUAUGUUCCGACCCUUGUAUAGUGUACCGUUCCGUUCCAGAUUAUUUGAGCAUAAAGCAAACUGUGAUAUCAGAUUGUUCCUUCGUAGCAAGUCUAGCUGUUAGUGCUUCUUACGAAAAAAGGUUUGGUAAAAAAUUGGUAACCGCAAUAAUAUAUCCUCAAUCGAAAGAUAAAAAACCAGUUUAUAAUCCUUUCGGAAAAUAUAUGAUCAAGUUACAUAUCAACGGUAUCCCGAGAAAAGUGAUAAUAGAUGAUAGUUUACCUAUAGAUCGAUACGGAAGAUUGUUGUGUUCAUAUUCGGCUAAUCGAAACGAAUUUUGGAUAUCUUUGUUGGAGAAAGCGUACAUGAAAGUUAUGGGCGGAUAUGAUUUUCCCGGUAGUAAUAGUAAUAUCGAUCUCCACGCCUUAACCGGUUGGAUACCUGAAAGGGCCGCGAUAAAAAAUAAUCCCGACUUCAACAAAGACGCUGUUUAUCAAAAAAUAGAAACAAGAUUGGCCAAAGGUGACGUGUUAGUUUCUGUAGCCACCGGAGACAUGUCGGAUCUCGAGGCCGAAAGAACAGGACUGGUAUCCACUCACGCGUACGCUGUCAUGGACGUACAAACAGUCGAUGGGGUUAGGUUAUUCAAGUUGAAAAAUCCCUGGUCGCAUUUGAGAUGGCGUGGAAAUUAUUCGGAAUUGGAUACGCGACGUUGGACGCCCGAAUUGCAGAGAAGACUCAAUUUCGAUCCUUCCAGCGCCGCUCAAUUCGACAACGGAGUAUUUUGGAUCGAUUACGAUAGUCUCUGCAAGUUCUUCGAUGUUUUUUAUAUGAAUUGGAACCCGGAAUUGUUCAAACAUACAUAUUGCAUACACCAAUCUUGGAACGCAGGGACGGGUCCAGUAAAAGAUUUAUAUAGCAUAUCGGAAAAUCCACAAUUUUCUUUAGAUGUACAAGGCGAUGGAGCCGGCGCUGUAUGGUUACUAUUAACAAGACACAUCACAGACAUCGACGAUUUUAGAGACAACAAAGAAUAUAUAACACUUUUCGUUUACAGGGGUGGAAAAAAAGUUUAUUAUCCUUUUGACCCGCCACCGUACAUAGAUGGAGUUAAAAUCAACAGUCCACAUUAUCUGUGUAAAAUUUUAUUGAAUUCAGAAUCUAAUAGAAAAUUUACAAUUGUCGUUUCUCAGUACGAAAAAUCCACCACGAUAUAUUAUACCUUAAGGGCUUAUGCGACUUUACCCUUCCGUUUGAAUAAAAUAAUUGAUCCCUACAAAUACGAACAAAGGAUUACGGGCGAAUGGAAGGGCAUUACAGCAGGGGGAUGCCCGAAUCAUCCUCUCACUUUUCCUAAUAAUCCCAAAUACUGCCUCGAUGUCGAUUCUAAAUCCGAUAACAAUCAAAUUUUAAUAGAAUUGAAGGGUCCCAAACAAUACCAAAUGGGAUUCGAAGUUACCAUACAGCAACUCAAAGAUGAAUCCGUUACCGCUCCGUUUAGAGCUAAAUCAUCGGGAUCUUAUAGAUCUGGAUACAUCGUUUUGGAUCUACCAAGCAUACCUGCUAGUGUUCUACGGAUAAUUCCUUCCACUUUUUAUCCGAAUCAAGAAGGACCUUUCAUACUCAACGUUAAGUCAACAUCACCAAUAAAACUUUUUAAAACAUAAAGUUAAUAACUUGUUGUUUGAAAUAAAAAAUAUUUAUCUGGGAUUUAACAAAAUUUACGGAAUAUUUUUGGUAAAUUAGCCGUCCUCUAGUUUUAUCUGUUUAUUCUGAUUCUUUAUUUAUUGUUUCUUGUUUGUCGUACUAUGUACUCUAUUUAUGAAUCAAAGGAAAAUACAAAGGAACAGUUUUAUUGAUGUAGUGGUAAUAAACGGUGCUUUUAUUCGAUAUUAAAAAUUCCAAUUUUAAUAUAAAGAAUACUAUUUUCCAGUAGUAGAUACAUGAAUAAUUAAUGCGCAUCAAUAAAUCAAUACAUACUUUGAUAAUGUUAUUUUUAUGUAUAUCUACUAUACAAGUGUAGUAUUUGAAUAAAUUAAAAACAAAAAAAAAUUGAAAUCAUUUUCUAGUGUUGACAUAUUCAUUUGAAUAAAUUUUGCCUUUCGAUGUUAUAUAGAUUGUCCCAUUAUCAAUUUUUAUGCAAUCAUAAUAUGUAGGGAUUUCUUAGUCAUCUAGGGUACACAGAAAACAAUUUAUUUAUAUAUUUUUUGCAUAUUUUGCUUAAAUAUUCAAUCAUUUUAUACUGUCUUCUGCUAGUUUGUUGAAUUUUGUGAGUUUAUUAAAUAUAUUUAAUUGUUUAUAUAUUCGCAAAUAUAAUUUUUUAUACAAA
Molecule: messenger RNA, 3404 nt
Organism: Diorhabda carinulata
Lineage: Eukaryota; Metazoa; Arthropoda; Insecta; Coleoptera; Chrysomelidae
Product: calpain-7-like
Exons: 12
Coding region: 322-2742 (806 amino acids)
Biological process (GO): proteolysis
Molecular function (GO): calcium-dependent cysteine-type endopeptidase activity
Source: RefSeq, a predicted model, not a curated record